Molecule: messenger RNA, 1389 nt
Organism: Rhodamnia argentea
Lineage: Eukaryota; Viridiplantae; Streptophyta; Magnoliopsida; Myrtales; Myrtaceae
Product: aspartic proteinase CDR1-like
Exons: 1
Coding region: 1-1389 (462 amino acids)
Biological process (GO): proteolysis
Cellular component (GO): extracellular region
Molecular function (GO): aspartic-type endopeptidase activity
Source: RefSeq, a predicted model, not a curated record
AUGGCUCUUAAACCGACAUUGCCCUGUGCUGUCUUCCUUCUGGUAUGCCUAAUCAAUAUCAUCUCCUCAUCAUCACCGUUAACUAAUGGCGCUUCCAAGACCAACCCCAUGAAACCUCCGCGACUUGCCGUGACACUCAUCCACCCUGAUUCUAUUCGCUCUCCUUAUUACAAUCGAAACGCCAGCUCCUAUGAUUUAGUUGAACGUGCCAUCGAUGGUUCGAUUGCGCGCAUUCGCUCCCUGAGCAAACGAGUUGCUGUUCCGAAUGACUACUCCUUCCGUGCCGGUCUCAUUGCGGAUAUUAGAGGAGUUGCGUUCCUCGUGAAAAUAUCCGUCGGCACGCCGCCGGCACCACAGCUCUUACUUAUCGACACCGGAAGUGACCUCUUCUGGUUUCAGUGCGUACCCUGCAUCUCCUGCUUCAAACAAUCUCUUCCUCUCUUCGAUCCCGCCAAAUCCUCAUCGUAUUCCAAUAUCCGUUGUAACUCCGCCGCGUGUACUCUUUCGACAAGAGAGUGUGAUAGAGAUAAAGGAUAUUGUACUUAUAAUUAUACAUACGUCGAUGGAUCCGGCACACGCGGUAAUCUUGCAUCUGAAAACGUAACUUUCGAGACAUCUGACGAGGGAACAAUGGUAAUACCAAUUAGAGUGGUCGGGUGCGGUCAUGAGAAUAGUGGCAGCGUCGAUGGGCAGCUAACCGGCAUAUUAGGGUUGAGUUACCAUCCUUACUUGUCUCUUAUUCAACAGGUGGGUUCCAAAUUUUCCAUCUGCAUAGGCGACAUACAUGACCCGCAGUAUCAGUACAAUCAACUGGUCCUCGGGGAUGAUUCAGUGCUCGAAGGCGAUUCCACAACUCUGGACGUGUAUGGGGGUCACUAUUACGUGAACCUCCAAGGCAUAAGCGUCGGAGAUACAAGGCUGAAGAUCGAUCCCGAAGCGUUCAAAAGAGCGCCUUCCGGACAGGGCGGAGUUGUCUUGGACUCAGGAUCAGGACUGACAUGGCUGAGGGGAGAUGGGUAUGUCCCACUGCAGAACGAAGUUCGAAGAUUGCUGGAACCCCGCCUACGUCGGGCUAAAUACGGGCAUGAUGUGGAGUUCUUGUGCUAUGUGGGGACGGUGCAAACGGAUCUACAACGGUUUCCAGUCGUGACGUUCCAUUUAGAGGACGGGGCCGAACUAGUCCUCGACAUCGACAACAUGUUCUUCCAAGUAAAGCCAAACAUGUUUUGCAUGACAGUGGUUCAAUCGGAUCUCAAACUUCAGGGUUUGUCUCUAAUUGGAGUGCUGGCACAACAGUACCACAAUAUCGGGUAUGACAUUUCACAAAAGAAGCUCUUCAUUCAAAGGAUAGAUUGUGACCUUCUGGAUCGAGACAGUGCUUUCUCGUGA